Macrosiphum euphorbiae (potato aphid) is the source of this 312-nucleotide messenger RNA. The record is from the annotation of a GenBank genome assembly. Lineage: Eukaryota; Metazoa; Arthropoda; Insecta; Hemiptera; Aphididae.
AUGCGCCUUAAAUGUUUUUGGGUGAAAAAUAUGCGCAAACGAGGUGCACUGAUGCCGAGGCCGAACGUAGGCAACCCUCUCCACGCCCUCUUCACUGGACGCACGUGGACCGAAAUUAAUAUCCAAUGUAAUAAGUGUCCAUAUAUUGUGUUAUUAUUUAUUAUUUACUCGAUUACUAUUCGCAAGCCAGCCAAAGAAAGAUACAAUGUUUUCGGCAUUGUGUUCAGGCGCGUCGCCCGUUUAAUUGAACCGGUUUGCUUGCCAAAAGAAACGUUCCGGCGUGUUAUCCUCAAGCCCGCCAACAUAUUAUAA